CAUGCAUUGGGAAGUGUUAACUUUUCAGCUCGUUGUCAUCCUACUACACAUCAACUGCAUUGUUUCACAGUCAGAAAAAACCAACAGUGAAACAAAGUCGUCUGAAAUGAAACUUCCAAACGGUCAACCCGUGCGACGUACACGAUCACCAACUGUUAACAGACCGAGACCUAGAAGAGCUCGAUUUCUCCACCUAGCAAGACCACUACACAUUUAUUCCUCCGGUUUUGUGGCUGACUAUUCCAAUGUUCGGGAAUAAGACAUGUAGACUGGACUUGGAGAUACAAUUGAAUUAUCCAUUCAGCUGGGAUCAACUUCAAAUAUACAAUUGUCUUUCAGAUUACAAUCUCAGAAUGCAUUUAUGUACCAAACUGAAACUGAUGAAUUAUAAAAAAUGUGCAUUUGAAAUGAAACGCAAAUUAUGCAAACCUCGAGGGUGAAAACAACAAUGUCGAAUCGACAGUUCGACUAAUCAUGUGAUUUGGUCUUGUGAGGAGAUUCAUUGAAAGAAACGAAUUUAUGUAGAAAGAGGUCAUUGAUGUCAUAUUUAUGUAACACUUGAACUUCAAUUAAAUAAUCUUACUGGG
This is a messenger RNA of Schistosoma turkestanicum, 587 nucleotides long. The record is from the annotation of a GenBank genome assembly. Lineage: Eukaryota; Metazoa; Platyhelminthes; Trematoda; Strigeidida; Schistosomatidae.